Cygnus atratus (black swan) is the source of this 525-nucleotide messenger RNA. Its product is annotated as T-cell receptor-associated transmembrane adapter 1. The transcript is spliced from 5 exons. NCBI's taxonomy places the organism in Eukaryota, Metazoa, Chordata, Aves, Anseriformes, Anatidae. The record is from RefSeq and is a predicted model, not a curated record. Gene Ontology annotation, biological process: negative regulation of receptor recycling; positive regulation of T cell receptor signaling pathway. The coding region runs from base 1 to 525 and encodes 174 amino acids. Gene Ontology annotation, cellular component: T cell receptor complex.
AUGGAAUGCCACCCUUCUGUCUGGGGAGUUUUGGCCUUUCUGAGUCUGGCUCUGAUUGUUUCAUUGAUACUGAAUAUUUCACACUAUAUGAAAAAGAAGCAAGAAACUAAAACGUAUAAAGACUACGAAGACAACAGUCCAAGCUAUGAUGACCAUUACACAGAAGAUGACCCAGUUUAUGGCAAUCUCAGUCAAGAAAUUUUAGAGGAAUGUUGUUACGAGCAGAUGAAGUCCCAGCCUCAAAUGCCAGUUAACCAACUACAGGUGGAGCCUGACCAUCAGAUGUGUUAUGCCUCACUUGAUCACAGUGUCAAGGGAAAACGCAGAAAACCAAGGAGAAAAAAAGACCCUUCAGUAGAGGAUGAAGAAAGAUCAUCCAAACCCACCAUUAUCACUUCAAAAGUUAGCAUUUACCUCAACAGUGAUCAGCUGGCUGCUGAAAAUACUGUAAACAUAGAAGCCAUUCAUGAUGAUCCCAUAAGACUAAUGGGUUUGAUUCAUACAUCAAAUGGAGAGAACAUUUGA